Cuscuta epithymum is the source of this 1115-nucleotide messenger RNA. The record is from the annotation of a GenBank genome assembly. NCBI's taxonomy places the organism in Eukaryota, Viridiplantae, Streptophyta, Magnoliopsida, Solanales, Convolvulaceae.
AAGGCUUUUCAUUGGUCAAUGGGAGGACUGAAAGUUUUGGUGUUCUACUCUUUUGUUGAACUAUCAUAUAUUCCUAUCAAAGUGGAAGAGACAUCGGAUGUUUCCAAGAUUGGUCGAGUGCAGUAAUGGUAGAACGCAGACCCAUAUGGUCGACGGUGCCGGCGACCCCUGUCUGCUCCUCACUUCCGAUUCAAGGCCGCGCCUCCGCUGGACCACCGACCUCCACGACCGUUUUGUAGACGCCAUUACUCAGCUCGGCGGCCCUAGUAAAGCUACUCCAAAGGCCAUCCUGCGCACGAUGAGUGUAAAUGGACUUACUCUCUUCCAUUUGAAGAGUCACCUCCAGAAAUACAGGCUAGGUGAGCAAUCUCAGAAAGAUAUUUUGUGGGUUUCUACAGAUGAAAGGGCUUUCAACUGCAUACCCUUUAGAAAUUUCUGCUCCUCCAAACCUUCUCGCUCCAGACAGAAAUGAGGGUUACGGAGUCAAGGAGGCUUUGAGAGUUCAGAUGGAAGUUCAAAGUGAAUUGGACCUACAAGUUGAAGUAGAAAAGCGCUUGCAAAUUCGUGAGGAUGCACAACGAAGGUAUCUUACCAGCCUGCUUCAGGCUGCCUGCAAACUUUUUGCAGAUCAGAUUAUAGGAGACUCUGUCACAGACAAUGAGGGAGAAGAUUUUCAAGAGCGGAGUACAGAGACAGCACACAAUCAAUCUGCCAAGUGAAGCAUCCCCGACAGUUAAUCCGCAAUGGCAUGAUGGUUCCACUGAAAGCUGCCUGACAUCACAUGAGUGCCCUUCUUCGUUGUCUCUAGAAUCCUCAUCUCCCAGAGGAGUGAUACAAAGUUAUGACAUGGAUUUGGCAGCAGGUACAUUGUAUGGCAGGAAGCAGAUAUGAGAACUCCCAAUGUGCUUUUUAAAUGAUUAUUGUACAAGGAGAGAGAUCAUUAUUUAUUCUAUUUUCCAUCAUUUUAUUUUAUUAUCUAAGUUGAUGUAUGUCAUUAAGCUCAUAUCAGCUGCUGAUGAUACUAAACUGUGCCUGCUUAGCUCCCAUGCAUAUUACAUAUUUACUUAUUAACAUGUGAGUCAUGUGACUCAAGCUCAGCUCGACAAGGAUCCAGC